Molecule: messenger RNA, 2037 nt
Organism: Chlorella variabilis
Lineage: Eukaryota; Viridiplantae; Chlorophyta; Trebouxiophyceae; Chlorellales; Chlorellaceae
Exons: 5
Coding region: 1-2037 (678 amino acids)
Source: RefSeq, a predicted model, not a curated record
AUGGCGCAGGGAGUGUACACCUCGCCGCGCGCGAUGCUGGAGGAGGGCGGCGGGCAGGGGCAGGGGCGUGGGCAGGGCGGGCGUGUGCAUGUGCAGCGCGUGCUGGACACCAGCUUCAGCCUCACCCGGGGCAGCAUCAGCCACGUUGUGGCCGCAUCGCCGCCUGACGUGGCGGCGCUGCUGGUGUUUGAAGAGCUGGCGCACAUGACGCGGGAUGCGGCGGAGGGUAAGAAGGUGCUUGAGUUUGUGAUGCGCUACCUGGACGCCGGGGGGCGCUGGCUGGGCACGCCGGUGCUGGAGACCAGCGCCGCAGUGCUGCAGCAGGCGUGCGAGCAGGAGCACCAGCGCUACCUGCUCUUCUCCAGCCUGCUGCGCCACGUGGUGGCGGCGGAGCAGCUGACGCCCGCGGAGCGCGGCGCCGUGCUGCGCCUCGCGGUGCACGAGAGCAGGCAGCUGGAGGCGGCGCUGGCGGCGCCGGCGCUGCUGCUGGCGCUGCGCGAGCUGCCCGCUGUUAUCGCCAGCCACGGCGGGCCUGGGCAGCAGGUGCCGCCGAUGCCGCCGCCCUCCACGCCGCCCCGUGCCGCGCCGCUGGGUGCGGCGCCAGACGGCGGCGCCCCGGCGGCGCAGCAGGAGCUGGAGCUGGUCGCUGUGGCGGCGGGGACUGCAGCGCCCGCCAGCCUGCAGCCGCAGGUGCUGGCAGCGGUGGAGCAGCUGGCUCGGCGGGUGGAGGACAGCGGGCAGCUGCUGGAGGCUGUGGCCAGCACUGUGGCCAAGCUGCGCGGCGCGGCGCCCAUCUCCACGGCGGCGCUGCAGUGCUGCGUGGCGGCGGGGCAGGCGGUCGCCUUUGCUGCGCCCAAGGCGUCCAAGGGGGGCGGCAGCGCACCGCGCACCUUCCCCUCCUUGCUGCUCCACGAGCUGGCCGGCAUCGCUGUGAGCUGGGAGCCGCAGCAGCGGCUGCUGGCCCACCAGCUGCUGCUGCAGCUGCUGCCCGCGGCGGUGGAUGGGCUGAAGGAGCAGCAGGCGGCGCUGCUGCUGUCGACGGUCUGGCACGAGGCGGGGCUGGCAGCCAGCGGGCCGGCCGCGUAUGUGGCCAUGGAUCGCACGCUGCGCGCCCUGCUGGCAGCCGCCCCCGCCGCAGCGCUGCCCCAAGCGCUCAAGCUGGCGGCAGCUCUGCAGCUGGAGGUAUUGGAGGCGGGCAACGGCUCGGCGCCGGCGGACGGUGGCCGCUUGGCGGUGCUGAGCGCGGCCCAGCUGUGCGCGGUGCUGUGCAUGUGCCGCUCCCUGCUGGCCGCGCUGGCCGCUCAGCUGGGGCAGCCAUCGCUGCAGCAGCUUGCCGCACCCGGCUGCGAGGGCGCGCUGCAGCAGCUGGCGGUUGUGCCUGCGCAGGGGCUGGUGCUGCGGGGGCCGGACAGCGGGAACGGCCUGGAUGGCGCCAGCCCAGAGGCAGCGGGCAGCCAGCGGCAGCUGUUCUGGCAGGGCUCGGCGGUGUCGCUGGCAUUCAGCGCUGAGGACCAGCAGGGCGCGGAGCGCUUCCUGGCUGGCUGGCGCCAGGCAACCACGGGCGCGGCGCAGCAGGCCGCGCUGGCGUCGGCGUUGGCGGCGGUGCCUCUGUUCAAGCAGCAGGGAGGGGCGGGCGCGGGGCCCUUCCAGCCCAUGCCCCUGGCCUCACUGAUGCCGCGCCUCAUGCAGGCAGGCGGCGACUACUCCGCCAACGGCUCCCACGGCUCCAGCGACAACAGCAAGCGCGUGCAGCGGCUGCGCACCAUGUACCGCCACAUGCGCCAGAUCUCGCUCUGCGACAGCGACCGCGCGGCGCUGGCCACUAUAUCGCAGGAGAGCGCGGCGGAGGAGCCGGCGGGCGCCACGCUGCAGAUGCGCGGCCUGGUGCUGCCGUGGCUGACCGGCAGCGAGGGCGGCGGCGGCGGCGGCGAGGGCGCGCCCACCUCUGCCGUCAAGUCAGUUGACGAGGUUCUGGCAGAGGUGGACUCCGCCCUGCAGGCAGCAGAGGAGGCCAUGGAGCGAGGGAGGAGCCCCUAG